CAGCAGCCUGCUCCCCGUUUACCGACUAAGAGCCCCCAGCCGCGAUUCCACAGCUGAGAUGCAUGAUCUGCAUGUGAGAAGUGAAGUGAACAAGCGUUUGCACAACCUCGAAUCGUGCCUAUAUCUUUUUGGGUGCUGCGCUCGGGAUUGCCCAUCAACUUCCCUUUGAAUUGUCCCAUUCUUCAAAUCGCUUCGAACAUAUCUCAGAUGUGCAAAUCAUGAAGACGGUCAUCUGUCUUGUCCACGGGGCAGGGCAUCAGCCCUUGCACUACAAAUAUCUCAUUGAUGCGCUGAGGCGGCACGGGCUGACGGUCGCUGCGCCGCCCCUACCAACCUCGGGUUACGACGAUGCUUCUGCGACCAAGACACACCUAGAAGACGUGGCGAGAGUCCGAGAGUACCUGGUGCCUUUUCUCGAGCAAGGCUACGAGGCAAUUCUGGUCGGCCACAGUUACGGCGGAAGGAUCAUCACCCAGGCAGCUGCGGGCUUGACAGGAGAGGAGCGGGCUGCAGCAGGACAAGAUGGUGGUGUGGUGGCUCUGGUCUACAUUGCAGCCUUUACGGAGAAGGAGCAGCCGCUGACUCCAGAGAUUCUGGGUGUUCCACCAGAAGAUGUGAAUCCUGCGACCAAGCUGCUCUGGCCCGAGGCCGCAAUUCGAGCCAUGUACCACGACAUCGAACCCGGCCGUGCAAACGAGGCAGUCGCGCUGCUGCAGCGUCAGAGCCCACGGGAUCUUGACGGAGCCGCAGUCUGCAAGUCGUCGGAUGUCCCGGUUCCCAAGCGGUAUGUUGCGUGCCGGCAGGACCGAGUCAUCAGCUUCGGGACGCAGCUUCAGUUCGCAGAGGCGGCGGUCGCCAAGGUGGUGGCGGAGCUGGAGAGCGGACACUCCCCAUGGCUGCGGGACGACGGGAUCAGGGCUAUUGUGGAUUGUGUCCUUGAAUUCAGCAGGCGACGGCAAGACGACGUGUGAUGACGGGCAGGAAAGGAACAACUGUGCUGAGGUCGUACGUGUACUGAGGAGGAGGAUGUCAUCAUGCUAUACCUACCAUGAGGUUCCCACUUCCAAGACGUACGAAACUUGUUCUCGAAUGACCUUGACCUGGCCAGACCCUGUUUGCCUUUUCCAAGGCUGGGGCCCCUGCCUGCCUGCCAGCAUCGCCCCGUGUCCCCGAGCCAAGCUA
Molecule: messenger RNA, 1182 nt
Organism: Microdochium trichocladiopsis
Lineage: Eukaryota; Fungi; Ascomycota; Sordariomycetes; Xylariales; Microdochiaceae
Product: Alpha/beta hydrolase fold-1
Exons: 2
Coding region: 219-971 (250 amino acids)
Source: RefSeq, a predicted model, not a curated record